Cuculus canorus (common cuckoo) is the source of this 3420-nucleotide messenger RNA. RefSeq names its product pyridoxal dependent decarboxylase domain containing 1 (gene PDXDC1). Gene Ontology annotation, molecular function: carbon-carbon lyase activity; pyridoxal phosphate binding. The transcript has 24 exons. Gene Ontology annotation, cellular component: intracellular membrane-bounded organelle. Bases 167 to 2707 code for a protein of 846 amino acids. Gene Ontology annotation, biological process: carboxylic acid metabolic process. Lineage: Eukaryota; Metazoa; Chordata; Aves; Cuculiformes; Cuculidae. The record is from RefSeq and is a predicted model, not a curated record.
AGCAUCAUUCCAGCAUCAGGUUGCCAAAACCCAGAGGACGGCACCCAAACAAGUGAUGGGAUUUUGUAUUUCUCAUAACCAUAUGUAUUUUUCAUAAGCGGUUUCGGUGCUUAUCCAGCCUGCUGGGAUUAGAAGAGGAGAAAAUGACUACGCAGGAAGCACAAGUAUGAGAUAUAAGCAAUUGCAAGAUAAGAAUACCACGGGGAAGAAGACUUUGAGAGGCAAACGUCCAGGCCAGCACAGAACAAGAGAGAAGAAAAGACUAGAGGUGGAAAAAGAAGUCAUCAAGAAGCUUGUAUUUUCGUUUCUCAAUAUUUGCGCAAUGAGAGGAAGGCUGCUUUCCUGGCAAAUCAAAGAAAUGGUCGACCCGACUCUAGCAGAAAUGGGAAAGAAUCUGAAUGAAGCAAUGAAGAUGCUGGAAGACAACCAAAAAAAAGUGGAGGAGGAAAAUGAAAAGAAGUAUGCGCGGAAGGAUAUUCCUGGACCACUCCAAGGCAGUGGCCAGGAUAUGGUGAGCAUACUUCAGUUAGUUCAGAACCUAAUGCAUGGAGAGGAGGAAGAGGAAACUUCCCAGGCCUACCGACUUCAAAAUGUUGGUGAACAGGGUCACAUGGCUCUGCUGGGACAUAGCUUGGCUGCUUAUAUAUCCGUGCUGGACAGGGAAAGGCUGAGAAAACUCACAACAAGGAUCCUUUCUGAUACUACUCUCUGGCUUUGCAGGCUUUUCAGGUAUGAAAAUGGAUCAGCAUAUUAUCAUGAAGAUGAUCGUGAAGGUCUCCUAAAAAUCUGUCGACUUGUUAUUCACACACGCUAUGAAGAUUAUACAGUAGAAGGAUUUAACGUGCUGUAUGCAAGGCAGCCUGUCAUAUACAUUAGUUCUGCAGCUAGAACAGGCUUGGGCCAAGCUCUCUGCAAUCAGCUAGGGUUACCCCUUUCUUGCAUGUGCCCUGUGCCUUGUAACACUAUGUUUGGAUCUCAGCAUCAAAUGGAUGUUGCUUUGUUGGACAGAUUGAUUAAAGAUGAUAUUGAGUCUGGAAAACUGCCUUUGUUGCUUGUGGCCAAUGCUGGCACACCGGGUGCUGGGCACACGGAUAAACUCGGCCGACUGAAGGAACUUUGUGAGCAGUACAGUAUGUGGCUCCAUGUGGAAGGUGUGAAUUUGGCAACUUUGGCUUUGGGCUAUGUCUCCUCUUCUGUGCUGGCUGCUACAAAAUGUGACAGCAUGACACUUACUUUGGGUUCCUGGCUGGGUCUCCCGGCUGUACCUGCAGUGACACUCUACAGACAUGAGGAUCCAUCCUUGUCCUUGGCAGCUGGGCUGACAUCAAGUCAGCCUGUAGAGAAGCUCCGUGCCCUGCCAUUGUGGCUCUCCUUGCAGUACCUGGGCCACGAUGGGAUUGUGGAGAGGAUAAAGCAUGCUUCGCAACUCAGUCAAAGGUUGCUGGAAAACUUGAAAAAUCUGGAUUUCAUUAAAACGUCGGUUGAAGAUGAACUGAGCUCACCAGUGGUGGUUUUCAAAUUCUUCCAGGAAUAUUCAAAUAGAAAUCAGACCUCACAUGCUGCACAGGCCUCAACCAUUCAGCACCCCAUAAUAAGCAGCGAAAGACACAUUUAUGAUACUUUCAAUCAGUGGCUAGGAGAGCAGUUGGCACAGCUGGUUCCUGCCAGUGGAGUUGAUGUGGUAGAACUGGAAGAUGAAGGCACGUGUGUGCGUUUUAGCCCACUAAUGACUUCUGCAGUUUUAGGAACUGAAAUACAAGAUGUUGAUCAGUUAGUUGACUGCAUAAAAUUGAAAAUACCAGUAUUGACAAGUACACUGCAACUGAGAGAGGAAUUUGAGCAAGAAGUGAGAAGAACAGUAGGUCUGCUGUAUAUUGAAGAUCUCGGCUGGCCAGGUUUAGGUGUUGUGAGAUACAACUAUCACAGUGACGGGAAGAACAAUGACAAACAAGAAAAAGAACUAGAAAAAAUCAAUACAGAACUUCUGAAGAAAUUGAAUGAACUGGAGUCUGAUUUCACUUUUUCUUUGGGUCCAGAAUUUGGAGGGCAGAAGAACUGCAUUUACAUUGGGAUGGUAACUGAGGACCUGGAUGUGUCAGAAUUAGUUGAAACCAUUGCGGCAACAGGGAGAGAAAUUGAAGAAAAUUCAAGACUGUUGGAAAACAUGACUGAAGUUGUCAGAAAAGGGAUACAGGAAGCGCAACUUCAGCUUCAGAAAGCAAACGAAGAACGACUUCUGGAAGAGGGACUGCUACGACAAAUACCUGUAGUAGGCUCCGUGUUGAACUGGUUUUCUCCAUUCCAAGCCUCGCCAAAGGGAAGAACAUUUAAUUUAACAGCAGGCUCCCUAGAAUCCACAGAAUCUACAUAUGUAUCAAAAGCGCAAGGAACAGGCACUACUCCACCACCAACUCCUACUUCCAGCACUGCAAAGCAAAGACUUCCUGGACAGAAGGUUUUUAAAAGGUCUCUAAGAAGUUCUGAUGCGUUCAGUGAGACCAGCUCAGUCAGCCACUGCGACGACCUGGAGAAGACGGAUCAGAGACCCCCCGCUCUGUCUCCUGGCCACGAGCAAGGACCUUUGGAGACCAAAAAACCAGAGGAGCAGGAGGUGGCACAGGCAACAAAGAUGGGCACAGAGGACACUCAAAGUGACAAAUGGCCAAAUGACUGCGCGAAGGCAGAGGAACAAGAAAGUCUGAGAUAAAAUCCAGACGGUGGAUUCCAGACUUUGCCGAGAAGGCCCGUGCCCUGGGAGGCAGGGUGUUAAUGAUGCAUUUAAAAUGUGAACAGUGCCACACACUAGUACAGUAAUAAUUACUGUAACUUAUUAACUGGGAGUUUGCACAAAUAGGAAGUCCCACCCACGGGGCAGAGAUUUGUCUUAUCGUACACUUGUUACAGUUGCUUUAAUCCUUUACAUGUCAGUGUCAUCCACUGCUCAUAAACAUUUGUGAAAACAAUUGGCAGUUAUCCUUCCCGUAGGAAUCUGAGCAUGAUAAUAGUUAACAAACCAAUCAGCCAUGCACAUGAUUAACAAUACAGCUGCUCCCAAUAAUUGUAAAAUGAUCUUAGACUAAUACACUUCAAAAAAAUCAGCUGCCAAUCCUUCAUCUUUUCAAUAUUUAAAAUUCAGCCUCUCCUGCAGAACACCUCCUGCAGUCCCUGAGCUGGUUUGCUGCUUUUCUCGCCCUUCCGAAGCAGCGUGCCAGGCAGCUGCGCUGCGGUGGCGCCUGUGUUCCCAGGAGUCACAGAACCGCGCUUUGCUGUCACCUCUUGUCCUGCUGUUUGUACAACCUGGCCCAUCGGCUGCGGCCCGAGGUGCAGGGGGGGACCAACCUGCUGAGUUUUAAGCCUUGUAGAAAGACAUAGAGCAGUGCCUCUGCAUGCCUGACCGGCUUCUUGCCGCUGCCCCUGGAA